Microthlaspi erraticum is the source of this 675-nucleotide messenger RNA. NCBI's taxonomy places the organism in Eukaryota, Viridiplantae, Streptophyta, Magnoliopsida, Brassicales, Brassicaceae. The record is from the annotation of a GenBank genome assembly.
AUGGAAGUAAAAUCUGCAACGAAGCUUCAGUGCCAACGAAUUGGCUGCAACGCCAUGUUCACUGAAGACGACAAUCCUGAAGGUUCUUGUCAGUUUCAUGCUUCGCCAUUUUUUCACGAUGGAAUGAAAGAGUGGAGCUGCUGCAAGCAAAGAAGUCAUGAUUUCACUUUGUUCUUGGAAAUUCCUGGAUGUAAAACAGGUAAACACACAACUGAGAAACCAGUCCUGGCGAAACCGGCUCCAAGACAACCCAUCACGGUUCCUACUUCGUCUCCAGCCGCCAAUACAUCAACAAAAGACUCUUGCUCUAGGUGCCGGCAAGGCUUCUUCUGCUCAGACCAUGGUUCCCAACCCAAAGAACAGACCAAGCAGACUUUGAACACACCGGUACAAGCGCAAGAAGAAGUGGUUGAAUCCUUAGCACCACCACCUCCAGUUCAAAAGGUGGUUAUAGACAUUAAUCAACCCCAAGUCUGCAAAAACAAAGGAUGUGGCAAAACGUUCAAAGAGAGAGACAAUCACGAGACUGCAUGCAGCCAUCAUCCAGGUCCUGCGGUCUUCCACGAUAGACUGAGAGGCUGGAAAUGCUGCGAUGUUCACGUCAAGGAGUUCGACGAGUUCAUGGAGAUACCUCCGUGCACUAAAGGUUGGCACAGCAGCACCGGUGGCGUUUAA